CUUCCGCUAAGUCUCCUCAAUGCCGCACAAGGCUCGGCAAUGCUGGUCGAACUCAAAAACGGCGAAACUCUGAACGGCCACCUGGUUGCAUGCGACACUUACAUGAACCUCACUUUGAAGGAGGUCGUACAGACGUCAGCAGACGGCGACAAAUUCUUUCGCGUACCGGAAUGCUACGUGCGAGGGAACAAUAUCAAAUACCUUCGCGUACCAGACAACGUCGUGGAUAAAGUCAAGGAGCAGCAGGCACAGCAGCAACAGCAAAGACAACAGCAAAAUCAACAAGGCAACUCUGAUCACCACGGAGGAAGAGGCGAUCGGGGAGGCGGGCGAGGUAUGAACCGUGGAGGAAGAGGCGGCCGUGGCGGUCGCGGACGGGGCGGUUCAUGA
Molecule: messenger RNA, 390 nt
Organism: Dissoconium aciculare CBS 342.82
Lineage: Eukaryota; Fungi; Ascomycota; Dothideomycetes; Mycosphaerellales; Dissoconiaceae
Product: Sm-like ribonucleo protein
Exons: 3
Biological process (GO): nuclear-transcribed mRNA catabolic process; mRNA splicing, via spliceosome; P-body assembly
Cellular component (GO): U6 snRNP; P-body; spliceosomal tri-snRNP complex
Molecular function (GO): U6 snRNA binding
Source: RefSeq, a predicted model, not a curated record